AUGGAAGACUCGCAUUUUGCUUUGGCACAUUUGGGUGGGGACUGGGCUGAUACAGCUGCAUUCGCUGUAUUUGAUGGUCACGGAGGGCGCGAAGUUGCAUGCUUUUGUCAGCAACGACUUCCCGUAGUAAUCGGAAAGCAGCCACGAGCACGUCCGACUGCUGCCUUGAGAAAGGCUUUUGAAAGCAUGGAUGAACUUCUGCGCGUACCAGAAGAACAAAGUUUUCUUCGAUCCUUUACUGGAACCACCCGAGGAGGAAAUACUCUACGAGAAGCUGGCCGCGUGGGUUGCACAGCUGUUGUGUGUUUGGUCCAGUCCAAACAACUGGUUGUGGCGAAUGCAGGUGACAGCAGGGUGGUUUUGUCACGAGGUGGUGUCGCGAUUCCCCUGUCAGAGGACCACAAGCCCAAUCUUCCGGCAGAACGUGUUCGGAUUCAGAGGGCCGGUGGAAAUGUCGAUCGGCAGCAGAUUGGCAACUUCAUCCAAUAUAGAGUAAACGGGAACCUGAACCUAUCUCGAACCAUCGGCGACUUGGACUACAAGCGCAACUUGUCACUUCCCAUGAGCGAGCAACUCAUCAGUUCUACGCCUGAUGUCAUGCUUUUUGACCGGACCGAGGACGACGAAUUUCUGCUUUUGGCAUGUGACGGGAUAUGGGAAGCAAUAAGUAGCCAAGAUGCCGUUGACUUCAUUAAAGAGCGCUUGCGUGGUGUUUCAGGUGCUAAAGCUCCCCUGUCCACUAUUAUGGAGGAGCUGCUGGACCAUUGCUUUGCGCCAGAUUUGAUAAGUUCAGGCGGGAUAGGAGGUGACAACAUGACUGCACUGCUUGUUCUCCUCCAGCCGGGAACGUGCAGACCUUAUCCAGAGGUUCAGAGCUCACAGGCUUCGCAGUUUUCAUCAUCUGGGACAGCAUCGUGGUGCUCCUGCCGCUAA
Molecule: messenger RNA, 933 nt
Organism: Symbiodinium pilosum
Lineage: Eukaryota; Dinophyceae; Suessiales; Symbiodiniaceae
Source: the annotation of a GenBank genome assembly